This is a messenger RNA of Penicillium alfredii, 945 nucleotides long. RefSeq names its product UbiA family prenyltransferase. NCBI's taxonomy places the organism in Eukaryota, Fungi, Ascomycota, Eurotiomycetes, Eurotiales, Aspergillaceae. The coding region runs from base 1 to 945 and encodes 314 amino acids. The transcript has a single exon. The record is from RefSeq and is a predicted model, not a curated record. Gene Ontology annotation, cellular component: membrane. Gene Ontology annotation, molecular function: transferase activity, transferring alkyl or aryl (other than methyl) groups.
AUGCGUGGCGGGGUCCUGGCCGUGAAAUACCAUGCGUACACACUGUGGCUGUUCAUUUUCAGUGAUUUAAAAACCAUCAUUCUCCCCAGCACGGUCUUCGGUAUCGCCAAUGCUUGGGCAGCUCCGCGAUAUGGCAUUUCUGUCGCUGAAACACCCUCAUCACCAAAUGAAAUGGAAAACAUGCGACGCGUUGUCGCUCAAACCAUCUCUGUAAUAUUUUGGAUCUUGGCGAAUUUUCUUCCCUUCGCCAUCAACAACCAGCGCGAUCGAAGUGCCAUUCUCGAAGAUGCAAUCAAUAAGCCAUGGCGACCCUUUCCCAGUGGCCGAAUCAUACCUAGCCAUGCGACAAAACUGAUGGUCUUUCUCUAUAUCGCGGCCCCAGUGUACAGCAUGGUCAUCAGCGGAGGGCAUCGACAGUCUUUGGGCCUGGUCGUUCUGGGGACCUGGUAUAACAACUGGGGUGGCGCUGAGCACAACCCCUUGGUGCGCAAUCUCAUCAAUGCCCUUGGAUACACGUGUUUCAUAUCUGGGGCCCUGGAGGUAGCGCUGGGCAGUGCCCUUUUACCAUUGCACCUUUCUCACCCAUUGGCACAGUGGCUGCUGGUCAUCGGGGCAAUUAUCGCUUCAACGGUGCAUUUGCAGGACUUGCCGGAUCAACUGGGUGAUGCGAAACGUGGCCGGGCCACCAUUCCGUUGGUUCUCGGUGAUGCUGUGGCUCGGUGGACGAUUGCUGUCCCUAUGCUGGGCUGGGGGCUGUUUUGUCCGGUUUUCUGGGGUAUUAACCGUGGGUGCUUUACCGGGAGUACACUGCUAGCGUGGACAGUCGCGAUCCGUGUUGUAGUGAUCCGCAAUGUGUUGGGAGAUAAAUUGACUUUUCGACUCUGGAACUGUUGGAUUGCCAUGGUUUACCUGAUGCCGCUGCUAUCAAGAGGACACAUUCACUGA